AUGGCCGACCUGAAUGCUGAGAGCAUUCAGCAGAAGAUCCAGAUCGCACGGCGCGAUGCGGAGGCUCUCAAGGACCGGAUAAAGCGGAAGAAGGACGAGCUCGCGGACACCACCCUCCGCGAUGUUGCCCGCCAGCGGGUUGAGCAGCUGCCCCGGCUGACGAUGAAGACCAAGCGCACUUUGAAGGGUCAUUUGGCCAAGAUCUACGCCAUGCACUGGUCGACGGACCGCAGGCACCUUGUCUCCGCGUCGCAAGAUGGCAAGCUCAUCAUCUGGGAUGCCUACACCACCAAUAAGGUUCACGCCAUCCCGCUGCGCUCGUCAUGGGUGAUGACCUGUGCCUACUCGCCAAGCGGUAAUUUCGUCGCCUGCGGUGGUCUCGACAACAUCUGCUCCAUCUACAACCUGUCCGCCCGGGAAGGUCCUACUCGUGUCGCGCGUGAGCUCUCCGGCCACUCCGGUUACCUCAGUUGCUGUCGGUUCAUCAGCGACCGUCGCAUCCUUACCUCCUCGGGAGAUAUGACUUGCGUUUUGUGGGAUCUUGAGACGGGCUCGAAAAUCCACGAGUUUGCCGACCACCUCGGCGAUGUCAUGAGUUUGUCCAUCAACCCGCUCGACAACAACCAGUUCGUGUCCGGUGCCUGCGACGCCUUCGCCAAGCUCUGGGAUAUCCGCCAGCAGAAGUGUGUCCAGACUUUCGCAGCACACGACUCGGACAUCAACGCCAUCCAGUACUUCCCCAACGGCAAUGCCUUCGGUACCGGUUCCGACGACGCAUCCUGCCGUCUGUUUGAUAUUCGUGCCGACCGCGAGCUGCAAAGCUACACGAUCGGAGAGCCCGUAUGCGGCAUCACGUCCGUUGCUUUCUCCGUCUCCGGCAGGCUGCUGUUCGCGGGCUACGACGACUUCGAGUGCAAGGUGUGGGACGUUCUUCGCGGCGAGAAGGUCGGAACCCUGCAAGGCCACGACAACCGUGUUUCUUGCUUGGGAGUUAGCAACGACGCCAUGAGUCUUUGCACGGGAUCUUGGGAUUCGAUGCUCCGCAUCUGGGCGUAA
Molecule: messenger RNA, 1056 nt
Organism: Lasiodiplodia theobromae
Lineage: Eukaryota; Fungi; Ascomycota; Dothideomycetes; Botryosphaeriales; Botryosphaeriaceae
Product: G-protein beta subunit
Exons: 5
Coding region: 1-1056 (351 amino acids)
Biological process (GO): G protein-coupled receptor signaling pathway
Cellular component (GO): heterotrimeric G-protein complex; cytoplasm
Molecular function (GO): signaling receptor complex adaptor activity; protein binding
Source: RefSeq, a predicted model, not a curated record